AUCUCUUUACUGCUAUACAAUAUGGAAGAAGAAGAAUGGUUGAAUAAACCUAUUCAUCAAGUUUUAUCUAAUUAUACCUUAUUAGACAUACAAACUUGUGAAGAUACUCAAGUCUCUUUAGCAGGUGCUUCAUUUUGGAAACUGAAUCUAUGUGCUGCAAGUCAACUUGAUCCCUCUUUAUACUUUGUUGCGGUUAGACAAAAGAUCCACGUCUAUGGUUUAAACAAAGGAUAUCUUUUUACAACAGAACCUGUCAUGAUCUUGAAUCCUUCCACCGAUCCUCAGUUUUCGAUUAAUGCUAUCAAAGUGGGACCAAUGCAACUUCCACCUAUUAAUACCACCAAUACUCACGAUAAAAAUGACUUGAAACCAUCACAACGACAACAACAGGAAGAAAAAGAAGAAGUCUUGGUGGCAGUUGGCGAUAAUGGAGAAGUGUUUAUUUGGAAUACGAGAGAGAUUGGCUUACACAGACAACAACCAUCAUUAUCACCACCAUUACCUAUUUUGCGGAAAUUGAAUCUCAAUGGUCCACUGGAACAAGUUAACAUCAAUAGGCAAAGAGCAUACUGGAAUCCAAAUGAUGGAGCGUCGACUUGGGGAAUUGCAAUCCAUGCCAAUGGACUCAUAGCUGUCUCAGCUAACAAUCAUCGUAUCACGAUUUACAACCUAUGGAAAGAAAUAUUACUUCAACAACAACAACAACAACAACAACAACAACAACAACAACAACAACAACAACAACAACAACAACAACAACAACAAGAGGGAACGGAAAAUCAUGGUUACUACGAUUUCGACAACGAAAAAUGGUUAAAGGGAAAACAUCAACAUAUUCUAGGUGACAAGACAGCAGUUGUAUUGAAUGGACAUACACAUAAUAUUCCUUGCUUGGAUUUCGAUACGACUGGUCAGUAUUUGGCUACAGGAUCAGUGGAUAAGACUUGUCGAAUUUGGAGUCUUUCUACAUUGAAAGAAAUCGGGAAACGUACCAUGGUACCAUAUAACUCCCAUGAUGAUGAUGCUUGGUGUUGGGGUGUGAAAUUCAUUGAACCUGGUCACUUCAAAUCAGUAAUUUGCGAUCAACCUGCACUGACAGAAAAAAUCCUUCAAAAGCUUCAUCGAGGUAAACUGACUAGCGUGGCUCAUUUACAUAUGGCAUAUUCUGCAAACCGUCAAACAUUCAACAUGAAUGCAAACUAUUGGCGACAAAUGGAGAUCAUUUAUGGUGAUGGUGCAAUGAAUGAUGAACUCAGUGAUGACGGUGGUAUCGAUGGUCAGGUAUUCUUUACAAGAGCAAGGACUGAAGACAACAACAACAACAACGAUGAUCAUGCUCGUGGCGAUGUCCAUAUCAUCAACUUUUUGAAUCAUCUCGUCCAUCAUCCACACAGAACAAAUGUAGAUCCUUCAGAAAACACCACACGUGAUGACAGUAAUAAUGAUGACAAUGAUGUAGAUAAUGAUUUGGAUGAACUACUAGCACCAGAAGGAGAGCAACAAGUGACUGCAACAAAUGACAGUAAUGAACGUUGGCGUGGAUGGCCCACACCUCCACAUACUGGACGUUGGGGUGGAUGGUCCCCACCUCCACAAGAAGAGACUGCAACAGAUGAUAAUGGCAGACACGAAAAUCGAUGGCUGACAACUUCACCAGAACGGCAGACGAUGGAAGUGAUGAUACCUGUGCGUAAUCCAAGACGUACAACACAUACAUCCAGCGAUGAGGAUGACGACGAUAACGACUGGGACCGGGACCUCACCGAGAUAUCCGACGUAGAUGUAGCCGAUCAACUUCUGUUUGAACAGCAGGAGAAUUGGGAAAGACGAUUCAUGAACGACGAUGGCAGCAUAAUUUAUAGCGUUGAUGAUGAUAGUGCGAAUGGUGAAUCAUUAACUGACGAGGAACUUCGAUAUGAAGAUUUGGUGCAACGAAGUGCAAUGCCGCGACAUUUACAACAAGCUGUGGUAGAACGGGAACAGAGUCAAGAUGAAGGCCGAGAAACUUGGAAUCAACAACAAGAAGAUUAUCUUGACUGGCUUUAUGAAGAAGGGAUUUUAGUAAACUCCAAUGGUGUUCAUUCCAUUGAGGAUAAUUCUGUUUCAGGCUGGGAUGAUCACACUGAUCAACAUCAAGAUAAUGGUCGAUGGAGUUUCACAGUACAACAUAACGCAUUACAAAGUACCACUUCUGGCAUUUCCAAUUUGGCCUCACCUCCUUCUAUGACUUUAUCCUCUUCAUCUAUACCAUCAGCAUCAUCAUCAGCAUCAUCACCUUCCUUGAACGUCUCACCAUCCACAAAACCCAUCAAACACAAUAACAAUGAUAAUAUGAACCAGCAACCAACUCUUAUUGAAUCACAUCGUACCCAUCUCAACACUGGAGCAAUACCAUAUAUGUUUACUGGAGAAGCCACUGAAACCAUUAAACAUGCCAAAGAUGAUGACAUCCAAACCAAAUCAUUGAAUGAUUAUUUAAUGGUGACAACUAAAAUGGACGCUUAUCUUCUAAGUACAUCAUCAGCAACAACAGCAUCGACAUCACCUCAAUUGAGAACGAUUCAAAAAGAAAGACGUGUGGUGGACAGAGUGGAUAUUCGUACUGGGACACAUUCAGAUUUAAUCGAUCGACUUUGUUUUGUAGAAUGGAUUCCUGAUUUGGAGCUUUGUAUUAUUGGGUCUCAAAAAGGAUGUGUCACUUUGAUGCGACUUGUGCAAGUUCAACUUGGUCAACAACAACAACAGACGUGCUUGAUGAAUUAUGAAAAAUAUGUCCCUUUGAAUGGAUUACCCAAUUCGGAGCUCUAUGGAAUGACAGUUCAUCGCUUACCAUCUGAAGAUCACCUUACUUCUCCUAUCUACCAACUCUUGCUAUUAUACCAUGAUGGCGUCAUGCGAUCUUAUCAAAUAUCAAAAAGGACACCUCUUUCUCCUUCCUCAUCUAUGUUUGAUCUUUAUUCUGUUCUUUAGCUCUCCCCCUUCCACUUUUGUAUAUAAUAAAAAAAAUUGUGUCUUUUUCUUUU
This is a messenger RNA of Halteromyces radiatus, 3023 nucleotides long. RefSeq lists its product as uncharacterized. Gene Ontology annotation, molecular function: protein binding. The transcript has 8 exons. The record is from RefSeq and is a predicted model, not a curated record. The coding region runs from base 22 to 2970 and encodes 982 amino acids. NCBI's taxonomy places the organism in Eukaryota, Fungi, Mucoromycota, Mucoromycetes, Mucorales, Cunninghamellaceae.